UUAGCUAUACAGUCAAAUUGCUCUGCGUUAAGUGGAAAGGCGGAAGGUAAGAUAAUUUUCAAGGAGGGGUAACGUCCAAUAGUGUUGGCUUACCCACCAAGGAGCUCCGAACGAAUGUCAGUUUUUGGCCUGUGUUCUGUUAGCACUCCAAGACUUGUCCUCUAAGAACAUCGUUGUGAGGACUAAAAGUUUUAAACCUGUUCAGUUUGUACCCGUACAGUUAAUUUAUAUUAUAUAUAUAUAUACAUAUAUAUAUAUAUAUACACAAAUAUAUACAUGCAUACAUAUAUAUAUUUAUUUGAACAUAGAUGUACAUACAAAUAGACAUAACUUAAAUAUAUGUAUGUGAUUUAUGUAUAUAUUUAAAUCUUCGAUAGUAUCGACGUAGUACCGAUAGUCUUCAAUAACAGAAAAAAAAUUUUUUGGUACAAUGGCAAACUUCAUAAAAAUGGUGGUCACUAAUUACCAUGAAAUCGUGGGGGAUCACAAAGAUCCAGUAGUAGACUCGUGGUUUCUCAUGAGUUCACCGGGACCUGUCCUUGCCAUUCUUGCCACCUAUCUCCUCUUUGUUUUAAAAGUUGGACCAAAGAUGAUGGAAUCAAGGCCGGCUUUCCAACUCAAAAACAUACUAAUACUCUACAAUGCUUUUCAAGUUAUAUUUAGCGUUUGGCUCGUAUCCUUGGCCAUGAAUGAUCAGUUUCUCAAUUCCGUAUAUCCGAGCAGUUGCAGAAGAGAUAAUGUGGUUCCAGAUCAACGUACACAACAAUUAAUUUCAUCGGGGGCAUGGUGGUAUUUUUUCGCUAAAAUAAUUGAACUUCUCGACACCGUUUUCUUUGUUCUUCGUAAAAAAUACAAUCAAGUUUCGUUUCUUCACGUAUAUCACCACACGAUAACAGCUCUCUUCUCAUGGUGUUACUUAAAAUAUUUGCCAGGAGAACAGGGUCUUCUAAUCGGUUUCUUAAACUCGACAGUACAUAUAGUCAUGUAUACUUACUACUUAAUUGCAGCUUUAGGACCUCAAUAUAGAAAAUACUUAUGGUGGAAAAAAUACAUGACCUGGAUGCAACUGAUUCAAUUCGGUCUUAUGCUCAUCUACUUGAUAGUAAUUCUUGCUAUGGACUGUGCGAUGCCAAAAGCUCUCACAUACUUCUUUGUUACAAACGUUAUUAUUUUCAUUUAUCUCUUCAGUGAUUUCUAUCGAAAAUCUUAUAUUAAGAAAAAGAAAGUUUAAGUGAUACUUAUCACUCAACGCUCUGUGAAUAUGUGACUCUUUUGUACAAAUUUCAUCGUACGAUAAAUUUGUUUUUUUAGUGAUAAAAGUAAUUUAUUACAAAAUGAAUGCUUGUAUAAUGUUGAGUGACGUUAAUUUAAUUAAUACAGCACCGAUUAAAUUAUUAAUAACAAUGGUAGUUUUUUAUUUUUCCAGAAGUAUAAAUAGAAUAUUAUUUUCUUAAAUAUCAACAAAACUGUAGUCGAAAAAAUCAAAUGAAUUUAUUCCAAAAUUGUUUUUAUGUAUGUGUAAAAAAAGAAUUAUUAAAUUUUACAUCAAUACAAGCGUAAAUGUUUUUCAAUUUUUUUUUUUUUGUAGAAGAAAAUAAUGAAUAAAAAUUUUAGACUAUUGAUAUUGAAAAAAAAAUAUUUUUUAUACAUUUUUAAAAAAUUCAUACGGAUUGGCAGAAAAUUCACGAUAGUAAUUUUCUAUGUUGGAGAAAACGAAUCACAGUAUACAGGAAUUCAUUGGAACCUCUGUCACGCAGAUAAUUUUUAAGUAGAAACCCAAAAAUUUUAGGAAACGUUGAGACAACUCAAUAUUUUUGAGAAUUAGUAAUUUUUAAUAAAUUUUUGUUAAAAUAUAUUCUAAAAGAACUAUUUCUACUACGCCAUAGUAAUAUUUCUGACUUUUUAAAAACUCUGUUACUUUAUUUAAAUAUGUACAAUAAAAAAUAACUAAAAAAACUAGGUCCAUUAAAAAAUUUAUCAAUUUACAUUUUAAAAUUUAAACUCUUUACAGAUUUUUCUACACAAUAUCGUAAUUUGCCAACGAUAAUUUAAAUUCUAGUUUGUUCGGAAAUAUUCGGGUCUUUUCGUUAAUUCUAGUACUAAGUACUUAGGUUAGAAUGAACGAUGUGACGUAUUGAGGCGUAAGCAAGAAUCUCUAUGUAAACAUCAUGUGAGUUUUCUUUUGUAUAAUAACUUUAGAUAUGCAUUUUGAAUAUUUACGAAGUCAUGGAUAAAUUUAGUCGAUGAACUGUUUUUAUUAUUGUUAACGCCGAUUUAUUCAAAUAAAUAAAUUAUAAUUUAUUUUACAAAAUUAACAUGCUUAUAUUUUGUUGUGACUGAGGGAUUGCAUGUACGUUGAGCUAAUGAAUUUACCUAACCUAUUUUUUUCCAGCUUUCUUUCAAUCAUAAUUUUUUUUUGCAAUUGGUUAAUUUUAUUUUAAAUUUUAUUUAAAUAUUCUAAUUUAUUAUAACCAAUUUCGAAGUAGCUAGUAAAAAUAUGAAAGGGUAUCAAAUUUUUGAUCAAACAUCCAAGUCAGUAACUUUUUAUUGGUUAAGUUCGCGGAAUUAGAACAUAAAAACUUCUUUUGUUGCGGUUUCAGGUCUUUACGAUUCUGUAUAAAAUGAAGUUCAUUUAGAUUAUUUAUGCAUGAAUUAUAGUAAAAAACACGCUUAGAAGUUACGAUUUUACAAUACACUAGUGAAUUUUUGAAUCUAGCUAUAUUCUGCAGAAUAUUUACAAUGCAUAUAAUGUUUUUUUUUAAGAUUCCUAAA
Microplitis demolitor is the source of this 2772-nucleotide messenger RNA. RefSeq names its product elongation of very long chain fatty acids protein 7 (gene bond). The record is from RefSeq and is a predicted model, not a curated record. NCBI's taxonomy places the organism in Eukaryota, Metazoa, Arthropoda, Insecta, Hymenoptera, Braconidae. Gene Ontology annotation, biological process: fatty acid elongation, monounsaturated fatty acid; very long-chain fatty acid biosynthetic process; fatty acid elongation, saturated fatty acid. The transcript is spliced from 7 exons. Gene Ontology annotation, cellular component: endoplasmic reticulum membrane. Gene Ontology annotation, molecular function: fatty acid elongase activity. Bases 431 to 1231 code for a protein of 266 amino acids.